UUCACCCUAACAUCCCUUAUUUAUUUAAUGUUUAUUUUCUGUAUGGCGUCAAGCAAUUCCACAUGCACAGCGUUAUUAGCCUCAUGAUGAAAUGAGCCAACUAGCUGAAAUAGCUGAGCUUGAAUAGCUCAGAUAGCCAAGUAGAUGUUAAACUGGGUUGUUGUGCUUAAUGCAUCUUACCGGAAGCUUGUUAUACACAGCAGAAAAUUUUGUUAACCUUUCACUAGUCUCCCAUCCAUCCACCUGAUGGCAGAAAUGACCAAUCCUUGUGGGGUAAAUGACUAGCCAACUGUGACUGUUGCAGGGCAGGAGUCUUGUGGAUGGAUCAGUACUAUAUCUUCAUUUAUCAGCUGGUGUUUUUAAAGCAGAAAUGUUUGAAACGGAUGCUACAGUGACAUCAGAGUUCGGCGUUCGGCACAUUCAUUUAGUGGACGCAUAUCAGCAAAGUGUCCAAUUUUGCAGUAAAGAAUGCACUUGUGUUUUAAUAAUGCACACUUCCUAUUUUCUUUAACGUUGUUUAGCUCCAGAUCAUGUGUGCAUCAUCAGCAUUUCAUGCUCAUACACAUUUAACCAAUCAGAUUGCUUGCUUGAAACUACACAUAGUAUAAUCUACAUUAAGCAGUGAUGAGCUUUCAGGAGUUGAACUGACUUAAUGUUUUGCCUCUGGAAAUUCAAAGGCUCUCCUCUCAUGGAUAUUAUAAUUUAAUUUGUGUGUGCCUUUUGUUGUUACAAACUGUUGGCUAUGGUCGAAGUACUAAUGAACAAAGAAUGAGAAAUGUAUCUGUACACACAGCUCAGUGAAGAAAUUUAUUGCCAAGCUUCAAGGUAUUGGUUCUUUGUCAAGGUAAUUGUACCUUGACAAAACCAGUUUUGUUUUGAGACAUUGGUAAUAAAUUUAUUCACUGGAGCUGAGCGUGCAGAUAUAUUUUUCCUCCUUCUCUUUUUGUUGAAAUCUAUUCUGUGCAUCAGCGCUACCAUGACUAAAACCAAGAUUAAUUGCUUUCAUAUCUCUGGUGUGGUAUCACAACUGCUGGGACUCACAGAGAAACACACACACACACACACACAUACACACACACAGUGUCUUUAUACUAAACACAUUUUUGCACACGGUACACCAUGUACCAGAUCAAAAUGAAUCUGCAUGGAUCAAAUUGAGCCCGUUCUAAUUGACAGUGAGGCUUCAAUGCUGCGCUGACAGCACACACGGUCCUCUCAGUUGGAACCAAAAAACGUGCCCACACUCUAAAGGGUGGGUUAAAAUGUGGAAUAUAAGGAGCCAUGCUUUGCUUUGUUAGCUGCAUAUGCACAGAGAGCAGAGAGGCACUUCUGUGUGAGGAUUUGUGCAUAUACAAGAAACCAAAUGGUUGCUAAUGCACCCUAUUGCUGAUACAGUGCACCUUUUUAUGUGUGCGCAUCUGAGUACCUGACUCUCCAUGCUCAUCAUAACUGCACGCAGAUGAUGUUGAUAGGGCUUCUUCAUUCCUUGAAGGAAACAGGGGCUCUUUUAGCAUCUGACAUUAAAGUAGGUAGUGUGUGCGGCUGCUUAUUACAAAGCCGACAGGAGGGGAAGCUGAUGCAUAAUGCACUUCUGUGGACAGAAAACAUCAAAGCACUGAGGCUACUGCCUGUUCACUCUUCUAACAGCAUCAAUUCCACUUCUCCAAUCACCUCUCUGUCUGACAGCCACACUGAGAUGAGGGAAGCAGGGAGGGAGAAAUAGAUACAGAAGAAAUCACUCUAAUGCUUGAAUAUGCAUAUGCAUCAUAUUGGCAGCCUCAGUGACUGGGCAGCAUCAUCUGAGCACGGAAGAGUGAGUGUUUUUUUGUGAGUGGGAGAGAUCGAGAUCAGGAGUGGGAAAGGCAAAGAAGAUACAGAGAGGAGGGAAGAGAGAACGAUAGAGAGAGCAAGUGUGCAGCUUUGAGGCGUUCCAUCAUCUACCAAACUCCUGCAGCUUCCCUCUUCCCUCCUCCUCCUCCUCCUCCUCCUCCUCCUCCUCCUCCUCCUGGAGAGAGAGAGAGAGCAACAGAGAGAAAGAGAGAGAGGGAGCAACAGAGAGAGGGGGAGAGUCACGCUUACAAGCCAGUGGAGAAGAGACGUCAAGAGGAGGAUCUACAAAGGGAAAAAAAAAUCCCUCUCUCUCUUCUGCUGCCUCUCUUCGUGCAUCCUACGGGCAGUGAGGAGUGAGGAGGAUCCGGCUGGCAUAUUUUCUACGCUGCUUCUCCGCAAUUUCUGAGGCUGUAUAACAGUGGGUGGAGCGCAGGGAGAGCCGCCGAGAGCUCGAUCGGUGACAUCGCUCCGCAGGAGAAGAAGAGUGCCGUCGAGGAGCCGGGAUGCUUAACAACCUGACCGACACAGAGGAGGGGGACGGGGGAGCGCAAAGCCAGGGUGACAGUAACCCGAAGGAGAGCAGCCCCUUCAUCAACAGUAGCGAUGCUGCCGCAGAGAAGAGCCAGCAGUACGACGGCAAGAACAUGGCCUUGUUUGAGGAGGAGAUGGACACCAGCCCCAUGGUGUCAUCUCUUCUCAGCAGCUUGGCCAACUACUCCAACCUGCCCCAAGGUAGCAAGGAGCACGAGGAGGCCGAGAACAACGAGGCCGAGUCAUCUCGCAAGAAACCUGUCAAGGCCCCGCAGCUCGGCACUCUGAUGGGCGUCUAUCUGCCGUGCAUCCAGAACAUCUUUGGAGUGAUCCUCUUCCUCAGGAUGACUUGGUUGGUGGGAAUUGGAGGUGUAAUUGGAACCUUUAUCAUCGUCACCAUGUGCUGUACCACAACCAUGCUGACUGCCAUCUCGAUGAGUGCCAUCGCUACCAAUGGAGUAGUGCCAGCUGGUGGCUCCUACUACAUGAUCUCCCGUUCCCUGGGCCCUGAGUUUGGGGGAGCAGUGGGAAUCUGUUUCUAUCUGGGGACCACCUUUGCUGGAGCCAUGUACAUCCUGGGGGCCAUUGAGCUCCUCCUGAUCUACAUAGUGCCCAAAGCGGCCAUCUUUCCCCUGGAGGGCCUGGAGGGUGCUGAGGCAGAGGCCGCCCUGCUGAACAACAUGCGCGUGUACGGGACCAUCCUGUUAACCUCCAUGGCUACGGUGGUGUUUGUUGGCGUGAAGUAUGUCAACAAGCUGGCCCUGGUGUUUCUGGCCUGCGUCAUUCUCUCCAUCCUGGCUGUCUAUGCUGGGGUUAUCAAGACCGCCGUCGACCCUCCCGUAUUCCCUGUGUGUGUCUUGGGCAACCGCACUUUGGUGUGGAAGACAUUUGAUGUGUGUGCCAAGACCAUUGAGACAGCUAAUGGGACAGUCACCACCCAGCUGUGGCGCAUGUUUUGUGACUCAUCUUUUCUCAAUGCUACCUGCGACAAGUACUUCACAGCCAACAAUGUGACUGAGAUCCAGGGAAUCCCAGGGGUCACUAGUGGAAUCCUGGCAGAGAACUUGUUUGGGAACUACUAUGAGAAGGGGGAUCUGAUUGCCAAAAGCAAACUGGAGUCAGUGGAAGAGCAGGACGACCCUCUGACCAACGCAAACCGCUACGUGUUGGCUGACAUCACCAGCUUCUUCACUUUACUGGUCGGCAUCUACUUCCCCUCCGUGACAGGCAUCAUGGCUGGCUCCAACCGCUCCGGAGACCUGCGUGAUGCCCAGAAGUCAAUCCCCAUUGGAACCAUUGCAGCCAUCACCACCACCUCCACUGUCUACAUGUCGAGUGUGGUUCUGUUUGGUGCCUGCAUCGAGGGUGUGGUCCUCAGGGACAAGUUCGGAGAGGGAGUCCAUGGAAACUUGGUGAUUGGCACGUUGGCCUGGCCAUCACCUUGGGUGAUUGUGAUUGGCUCCUUCUUUUCCACCUGUGGUGCGGGGCUGCAGAGUCUGACUGGAGCUCCUCGUCUCCUACAGGCCAUCGCCAAAGAUGGCAUCGUGCCUGCCCUUCGGAUCUUUGGCCAUGGAAAGGCCAACGGAGAACCCACAUGGUCCCUCCUCCUGACAGCUUGUAUCUGUGAGAGUGGCAUCCUCAUUGCUUCCCUCGAUGCAGUGGCUCCCAUCCUCUCCAUGUUUUUCCUGAUGUGCUACAUGUUUGUGAACUUGGCCUGUGCUCUCCAGACUCUGCUGAGAACUCCGAACUGGAGACCCCGUUUCAAGUUCUACCACUGGACUCUGUCUUUCCUAGGGAUGAGCUUGUGUCUUACUCUCAUGUUCCUCUGUUCCUGGUACUACGCCAUCGUUGCCAUGGUGAUUGCUGGCUCUAUCUACAAGUAUAUUGAAUUCGCAGGUGCCGAGAAAGAGUGGGGAGACGGGAUACGAGGUCUGUCUCUGAGCGCUGCGCGUUACGCUCUCAUGCGGCUGGAGGAAGGUCCCCCGCACACCAAGAACUGGAGGCCUCAGUUGCUGGUGCUGGUUAGUACAGAUGCAGAGCAAAAUGUGGAGCAGCCUCGUCUGCUCUCUCUGACCAACCAGCUGAAGGCAGGCAAAGGUCUGACCAUUGUUGGAACAGCUCUAGAGGGCACCUUUCUGGAGAGCUACGAGCAGAGCCAGCGUGCAGAGCAGGCAUUGCGUAAACUGAUGGAGACAGAGAAGGUGAAGGGCUUCUGUCAAGUGACCGUGUCUUCGAAUCUGCGUGAUGCCACCUCCCACCUCCUCCAGGCCAGUGGCCUAGGAGGCCUCAAACAUAACGCUGUGCUGGUAUCUUGGCCGCGUAACUGGAAGCAAGGAGAUGAACGCCAGACCUGGAGGAAUUUCAUUGAGCUGGUCAGAGAAACCACCGCAGCUCACCUGGCUCUGCUCGUCCCGAAGAACAUCUCGGCCUUCCCGUCCAAUGGAGAGCGCUUCACUGAGGGUCACAUUGAUGUGUGGUGGAUCGUCCAUGAUGGAGGCAUGCUGAUGCUGCUGCCCUUCCUCCUCCGUCAGCACAAGGUUUGGAGGAAGUGCAAGAUGCGCAUCUUCACCGUUGCCCAGAUGGACGACAACAGCAUCCAGAUGAAAAAGGACUUGACCACAUUCCUCUAUCACCUCCGUAUUGAUGCCAUGGUGGAAGUUGUUGAAAUGCAUGACAGUGACAUUUCAGCUUACACUUACGAAAAGACCCUGGUAAUGGAGCAACGGUCGCAGAUGCUUAAACAGAUCAACCUGACCAAGAAUGAGCGUGAGAGAGAGAUCCAGAGCAUCACUGAUUCGUCACGUGGGUCUAUCCGCCGUAAGAACCCGGCUGCUGUGACCACCCAGCUGAGUGUGACUGAGGACCCACCAGCAGCCACCAAGGAGGAGAAGCCCGAGGAAGAGUCAAAGUCGGCCUCUUCCCCUGUGUCCCCUCCUGCCCAGGUCCAGCUCAUCCAUGACAACACCACCCCAGCCAGCCCUGCAACCCCAGCCACCCCGCUGACCCCUGCAGAGGGCGCUCAGAGCCCCGGAGAGCAGGUCCAGAUGACAUGGACUGAGAAGUGUGACGGGGAGCCAGCAAAGCCACCUGGCGCAGCCACACCAGAGGGCAUCAAAGACAUCUUCAACAUGAAGCCUGAGUGGGAGAACUUGAACCAGUUCAAUGUGCGACGUAUGCACACAGCACUCCGGCUGAAUGAAGUCAUCCUCAAAAAGUCUUCAGAGGCCAAGCUAGUCCUCCUCAACAUGCCCGGGCCACCCAGGAACCGGACAGGUGACGAGAACUACAUGGAGUUCCUAGAGGUCCUCACUGAGGGUCUCAACCGGGUCCUCUUGGUCCGCGGAGGCGGCCGCGAGGUUAUCACUAUCUACUCCUGAAAGAGCGGUCCCUUCCCAAUUACCACCUCCCACCCCUCCCUCAUCCCUGUUUCUGUGUCACCUGUAGUCCCACCCUCUUAUCAGCGCCGCUUCAUCAUGUUGACCUUACGUUUAUUUCUGUAAGAUGGUCCUCUCACACCCAACCAAUAGCCCAGCUCAGCUUCAGCACCUCUCCCGCAACUCCAUCCCAGCAGACCAAUGAGCAGUGUCACAUGCUCAGCUAUUAAACCCUUCACUCUAGUUCAAUAAGCUACCAUAACUAUUGUAGGCCCUAGACUUGUGUAGAUGCUGUCUAGAUUUGUUCAGAUUCUUUUUUCUUUGCUAGUCUAAUCUACUGUAGUAACUCGCAAUGAGUCAGUCAUUCGGUCAGGAGGAUGUGGUGGUGUUUGGUGCGGGUUGUUAGCUGAGGUGUGAGCGCACAUGCAUGUGUGUGUCUUUAUAAAUUUCUGCAAAUUUUUUGUUUUUAUUUUUAAUUUCAAAUACAAAUGUGGCAUAUCAGCGGCUUCUGCUCGGAAAGAACGAGAGCCAGCUGAAAUGAGCUCAAUGUCGGAGUGUCUUAGUUCCCUUGUUGUGAUCGGACACCUCCCGCUGCAUUCCAGCCUGUUGUCUUUGAUGUGAUUUAUCUUUCAAGGCAAAAGACACUGCUACUCACGGUCAGGACCACCAGCUGGAAGGAGGAGAAUAUAGUUGUGAAAGUAUGAACUGUGAAAUUCACACUGCUAUACGAAGGAGACUGAAAAAAGCAUGUGGAUCAAACCUUCAGUUUUAUCUUAUCCAGAUCACUCCUCAGCAUGACACCCUUACAACUGUGUGUGUCCACUCCACUUGUUCUGUUACUGCCAUCACUGUCUUCCUCCCCAGUCCUCCUCUCAACUUAUUUUUCAACUCUUAGUGGCUGUUUAUCCCUGUGGCCACUGUUAGUGCCAAAAAAAUACAACAAGGCUAGCUUAGUCCGUAGAGAUUGACACGUAAUUAAACUGUGAAUAGUGUGUUUCCUAGCAGAAGGCUGGUGUGACAGCAGAAUGGGGAGACAGUACAACCCCACCCCCACCCCCGAGGAGAUUAUCAUUGCCAGCACCCCUCGACUCUCGUGUGGAUCACUGUAAAUAAUGUACAAGCUCUGAAGCGUUGUUCAGUAUGAGUGUAGUAUUUUUGUGACCUACUAAAAAGCUUCUAGUGGAGAGAAAACGUUCCUUCGCACAGAGGGACAGCUCAAAAUUGCUGUUUUUAACAUUUAUUUAUUGGAUGGCAUAGGCUCCUGUCACUAUGGUAAAAUGUCAUUGUAACCUCAACAAGCACUGCACCUGCACUGUCUGCCACUGUGCAACACGUGAAAUUUUGAUGAAUUCAUCAAGUUCAUUAAUUUAAAAAAGAACACUAAAUGUUAUUUUUUCAUCUAGAGAACAAAUAUGUAUUUAUGUUUAUAGACAGAAGUUACACAUAUUGAUGAAAUGGUUAUGUCAUUUUGAUUAUCACUCAAAGAUAUAUUGUUGUUUUUGCAUAAUUUAGAUGCAUUUAAUGUGCCAUAUCGAAGUAUUUUUCAAAGAGAAAUAGUGAACAAAAAAAUCUAUUGCUUAAAUCAGAGAGAACAUAUUGUCCUAAAAAAAUAGGAAACUGAGUUGUCUACAUGGAACUGAUGGUGUAGUUUGAAGGUCACCCUAUAGAUGAUGAUGAAAGAAUAGAUGUACAAACUUCCUUUAAACUACCAACAUUCAUAUCUGAAGUAGGCAUAUCAGGCAAGAUUUUGGAGAUUUUGAACAUCUAUUGAUCGAUUGUUUAUAGGGUCUAGUCUAAAUAAAAGAGGACAAUGGCUUCUGUAGCUAGGAAACUCACUUUGUCCACAAGACUGAACUCUAUGCAGUAGACUCUCCAGCGAGAUUUUGUAUCUUCUAGAUUGGCUAAGAUUUGAGCCACACAUGUCCCUGACUGAAUGACUUGUGAGCAAAUCAUAUUGGGGUUCAAAAAAGUGCAUCUUGGGAGGAUUGUGCAAUAGUCGAAAUCCGGACUCAUGUGAUCAUCUUAUUUAUUUUUUUACACAUAUAUUUUGUAUAUGUAGAUUUCGUAAGUCUUUAAAAAAAAUAUCCAGAAUCAUCUCACUCUGACCAAGGACAGGUGUCACUUUACUUUUAUUUUGUUUCUUUUAUCAAAGCAACUGUUUCUGGUCAUUUGCACUCGUAGUAGGAAUAUGAUUAUAAAUGAAUACAUAUAUAUAUACAGUAUAUACAAUAUAGAGAAGCAAAACAAAUUAGUUUCUAGAACUAUUUAAAAACAGUAUUAAAUGUUUUUAGUGUUGCUUGAAUGUCUGACCAUAUGUUGUGAAUGCUGCUAGUAUCAAUAGAUUUAUUUGUACUGUAAAUAGAGAUGUCUAAAGCAACAUUAAAUAUCAAGUGGAAAAGGGUGUAGACAUACAUAUCAACGGUGGUGGCUGUCAACCAAGAGAAGGCUGCACCUGUAAACCUGUAUUUGGCUUGUGAUUUCUGGACAGGGUUAGCUUUCUGUUUUAUUAGAAAACUACACUGGAUACCCUGAUGCAAUAUUACAGUGUGAGGGCAAAUCUGCCACUAUUUUGUUCUCUUUUUAAAAAAAAAAAAAAAGUUCUCAUCUUUAAUCCCAUUAGUAAAGUAAACCAAUUUUGAGAAAACAGAUUGUCAAUUUAUUUUUCUUAGAGAAACUUAAAUGAAUCUCCAAAAUAUGUUUAAAUAUGAAUAUUUCUGGUUUAUCUGCAAAGUGCUACUGUUUGCGACUUUUUAUCACACCUACCUUUGACACCUGUGAUACUUAAGAAGCAGCCACUCCUAGUUUUCAAAGAUUUUAGGGUGCCAAGUGAAGAUUUUCUUUAAUGUUCUUGUGACACUUGAUGCUGACAAAAGGGUUGUUUAUCGCUCUCAUCAGUUUUUGAAGAACAUGGCUAUUUCUCCACAACAUUGCCUGCAUCAACUGAGCCUUUAAAAUUUAUUCAAAAGAAAAGAUAUCUGAUGUUUAUUGGAGACGUUUAUCGGAAAUCAAUUUAUUUAUUGAAUUAUAAAUGUUUUAUAAUUGCUGUUUGCAUGGUACUAUGUGGCAAUAUUUGUUUUAGUGGUUUCUAUAGUGAUGACUUACAUGUUCAAGGUGCAGAGUGGGGAAAAGGUUGUCAAAUGUUCUCACUGAGUUACAGAUUUUGAGAACUCAGAAGUGUUUAUCGCUCAGUCAGCGACAUGGGGAGACCUUGAAAACAAGUCUUUUGCAAAAAAUGAGAAAAAGUAUGAGUUCACUAUAUUGUUACUUGUUAUAUUUCAAUCUUGCUCAAGUAGUCUUAUGUAAUGUAAUAGGAGGUUUUCAGUUUGUGAAUGAAUGGACCUUAGAAAUGGUCAUUUCACCUUUGUAAAUAUAUAUCACUUAAGUCAGAGA
Molecule: messenger RNA, 9125 nt
Organism: Scatophagus argus
Lineage: Eukaryota; Metazoa; Chordata; Actinopteri; Scatophagidae
Gene: slc12a5a
Product: solute carrier family 12 member 5a
Exons: 26
Coding region: 2334-5738 (1134 amino acids)
Biological process (GO): chloride transmembrane transport; chloride ion homeostasis; cell volume homeostasis
Cellular component (GO): membrane
Molecular function (GO): potassium:chloride symporter activity
Source: RefSeq, a predicted model, not a curated record